ACUGGAGCUGCUACAUGUCCUAAGUGAUACCACACAACUUACUCAUCUUUACACAAGUCAACGUGUUUGUUUUAAGCAGACGUGCAGCGUGGACAGCGGCACACUGUGGCCACGCAUCCACUGCGACCUCUUGCUUUCACCACACCAGCCAAUUUAACAGUGGCGUGAAAUAACCACGGGCCCUGGAUGGAUAGUCUGGACCCUGAAACCCUCUAUGUGUCCCCAGAGCAGGCUGGAAAGCCCCCACUACCGACCUUGGAAAUCUCUGACGUGGCACUGGUGGGUGGAAAGAAGAUGAAUGGGUCUCUGGACCAUCCUGACCAACCAGAUGUUGAUGCGAUUAAGAUGUUCGUGGGACAGAUUCCACGAUCCUGGUCCGAGGAGCAGCUUCGUGAGCUGUUUGAGCCUUAUGGAGCUGUCUAUGAGAUUAAUGUUCUUCGAGACCGUAGCCAGAACCCGCCACAGAGCAAAGGCUGCUGUUUUAUAACAUACUAUACUCGCAAAUCAGCCUUGGAAGCACAGAAUGCUCUGCACAACAUGAAGAUUCUCCCAGGGAUGCACCACCCAAUCCAAAUGAAGCCUGCUGACAGUGAGAAGAACAACGCGGUGGAGGACAGGAAGCUGUUUAUUGGAAUGAUCUCUAAGAAGUGUAAUGAGAACGACAUCCGACUGAUGUUCUCACCAUACGGACAGAUAGAGGAGUGCCGAAUACUGCGAGGCCCUGAUGGACUCAGUCGUGGUUGUGCAUUUGUGACAUUCACAGCAAGACAAAUGGCACAGUCAGCCAUCAAAUCCAUGCACCAGUCUCAGACCAUGGAGGUAAACUUCAACCUCACACUUUGUGGCUGCUCAUCACCCAUCGUGGUGAAGUUUGCAGACACUCAGAAGGACAAGGAGCAGAAGCGCAUGGCCCAACAGCUGCAGCAACAGAUGCAGCAACUCAGUGCUGCCUCCAUGUGGGGGAACCUCACUGGGCUCAACAGCCUAGGGCCACAGUACCUAGCAAUCUACUUACAGUUGCUGCAGCAGUCAGCCUCCACAGGGAAUGCACUCAACAACCUGCACCCUGUUUCAGGUCUUAAUGCCAUACAGAACCUGGCUGCUUUAGCAGCAGCAGCAACUGCCACACAGGCCACGCCCACAGGCUCCAGCGCCAUGACAACAUCUAGUAGCCCACUAAGUGCACUAACAAGCUCAGGCUCCUCUCCUACCUCCAGCAGCAACUCCUCAAUGAACCCUAUGUCUUCUUUGGGUGCUCUGCAGUCUCUCGCUGCUGGUGCUGGAGCUGGCCUCAACAUGGGCUCCCUGGCAGGCAUGGCGGCACUUAAUGGCAGCCUUGGCUCCGGAGGCCUGUCUAAUGGCUCAGGAAGCACCAUGGAGGCCCUGAGCCAGGCCUACUCAGGCAUCCAGCAGUAUGCUGCUGCCGCUGCCAUCCCCAGUUUGUACAACCAGAGUCUGCUGCCCCAGCAAAGUGUGUCAGCUGCAGGCAGCCAGAAAGAAGCUAGCAACAGUCACAGCACUGGACCAGAAGGCGCCAACCUCUUCAUUUACCACCUGCCCCAGGAGUUUGGAGACCAGGAUUUGCUCCAGAUGUUUAUGCCCUUUGGAAACGUCAUCUCUGCUAAAGUCUUCAUUGACAAACAGACAAACCUCAGCAAGUGCUUUGGCUUUGUGAGCUAUGACAACCCGGUGUCAUCACAGGCAGCCAUCCAGUCAAUGAAUGGUUUCCAGAUCGGUAUGAAGAGGUUGAAGGUGCAGCUGAAGCGUUCAAAGAAUGACAGCAAGCCCUACUAAUGGUGCUGAGGCACUGCAGAGUUAGUUAGGCAGGGUGGUGUUAUGGUAAGUGGAGUAUGAAUAACCAAGACUGGUCCACAGAAACUUGUCUGUGCAUUACAGUGUGGUGUCUGCUGCGCUGCCUCUCCUGGUCAUUGUACCGUGUCAAGGCGAAGACACACAUGAAGCUACAUGCAAGAGAGUUUGGGCUAGACUGGAUUCUUCCUGUGUUCUGUUGUGGUUUAUGCACUUUGUUUUCAUUUUAACAAAUGAGAGAAACAGGUGUAUUUUAAUUUAAGUUGAAAUGUUAUCAGUUUGCUGUGGUAUAUAAUAAGUAUAUGAGUUAUUUGUUAGGAUGUGUUGCACUUUGACAGUCAGGUGCCAAACCCAUGUGCUUUUUUACUUCCUGUUCCCCCUGCACUCCACCACCACCCAGACUCAGCUUAAAACUCCUUCACCCAGGAGCUACAUCAGAUUAGAAAACAGAAGUCAUCACUUUUCUUUUACAAACAAAUGUGUGGUUUCCCUUCUGUAUUAGCAUCUGUAUUAUCUCUUAACAUUGAAAACGUGUAUGUGAUUUACAUCUAAAUUAGUAGUGAGGUGCAGAGGCUCAGAUUGUUCUUAAGGAGGAGCUCCACUAACACAUGCAGACACAUGGACACAUUUGUCCUCAAGCAGUGUGUGCGUCUUUGGUAGUGACAACAUAUCCUUCAUCAGUGACUGCUGUGACAGUUGGGCUGUAAGCAGCCCGGUCCUGUUCUCUGGAGUUUCAACUGAGCUAAAAUGAUUGAGGUCAGGCUUACAUCCUCCUGUAACCUCCCUGAUAGAAGGAGAGAAGCUUGAUGGCCUCUGUUAACAGUCAAAUCUUAAAAUGACAUUAAUGCUAGUCUAUAUCUGAAGUGUCUGGCAGCUGUUGCAUGGCUUACACUAAUUAAGUAGCCUCAGGUAGAUGAGCACACGUUUGUGUUUAGGUUUUGUUGUGUAUAAACAUUGGCUGGAAUUGACAGAAAUAUUAUACUUCUGUUCCCCAGUGUGUUUUCUUUUAGUUUACAACUUUUCUAAUGCAGCUGAUAUUGCAUGUGUGAGUAUAAUCUAACCCCAGCAGGUUUUGGUGGUGCUCCUUCUGUGCUGCUGCACUCUGAGUGACUCAGAUAAAUAUGAGUCUGUCUAAUGGAGAUUCAAAGCCUCAACGAAAUACAUUUUCUGGUUAUAGUUUGUUUCCACUUUGAAAUCAGGGGAUUUUUUUAAAGAUUCAUCGCACCCCCCUACUGUCCUGCUAGUUAGCGGCCAGCUAAUCUACAGAGGGCUUCUUCACUAUGUCUCUCACUGGAUCUCUUCUUUGAUUGGAGAACUCAUAUAAAUGUCAAAUUACUCAAGACAAACAUGUUAGACGCUUAGACUUCCAUUUAAUCAUGUGUAAGUGCUUGUGUGUGUGUGCGUGUGUGUUUUUUUUAAAUAGAACUAGUUGGCAAGACAAUUGUUGAGAUGUAUAUUUAAACUAUUUUGCCUUUUCUAUUUUUAUAUAGGUUUUAUACUUCCCCUGUGUGUUGGGGAACUAUUUAUUGCCUAAAUUAUUUAUCUGAAUAGAAAUUAUUUUGAAAGACAAAUGUGAAGUCCAACAAACUCCAUUUGAUCUCCUGGUGUGUGUCCUCUCUUUGCCUGUUCAGCGUUGUUUCCUUUUUGGUGAUGUUUACUAUGUGUCAGUGUGGCAUGGACUGUGUGUGUAGGAUCCAUCAGUGCUGCUACAGACUUCAUAGAACCCCUUCUCUGUCAUACAUGCCUCCAUCUGAAUAAAUAUUUGCCAAAAAAAUAACACAGGGAGCAUAGUUUAUUAUAUAAGUCCAUUUUAAUAUGUGCCUGUUGGUCCUGUCUUUCUGUAUACAUAUAUAGCCAUCCAAUAUGUGACAACACAUGUGCACCAACACAUGGCUGUUUCUCUAAUGUAAGAACUAGUUUUAAUUCAAGUCUGAGUCUUCUGCAGUGAGACAUUCAGAGAACAUGUGAUGGAGGACUGAUCAGGGCACUCAGUCACAAGGUCAUUCAUGUUAAAGCAGCUUCAGGUCACCAUGUUCUGUGUAAUGUUGUCCCGUUCACUUAAUGUUGUGUUAUUUUGGGAGUUUCUUAGUAUAUUGUAAAAUGUAUAAACAGGAUUCUUACUAUUGCACAAAAAUCAUGAUGUGUCAGGGUGGUGAUAUCUAAUCUAUCGCUGUGUUGUGCUAUAUGACUUGUUUGAUUCUAUAUGUAUUUUUGAAUAUUAAGACAAAAAAUGAUUUAUUUAUGCACCGUGAAGUAUUAAACCAGUCCAUAGUGGUCAGUGAUGGGGUCAUGGCAUCAUGACCCACUAGUCCACCACGUGAACUGGACCACUGAAAACGAAAUGUUGCCGGGUUGAAAUAAUGAAAGCUCGACAAGACCCCCAUGAUUUGUCAGGCAAUGCUGCUUACAUCAUGAUGAGUGCUGCAGAUAAAUGGAUGUUACACUAAUUGCACUGGUGGUGUGAAUUGUAAGUUACAAAUAACCUUAGUUCACCUUCUGUCUCUGCUGUAUAUGGUUAGAGCAUCUCAUCUUUAGAAGAUGCUGCCUCUCCAUCAAGGAUAUAGCCCCUGACCUGAGACAUUACUGCCUUAAAAUGUUAUGCACAUGAGAGGUGCAGGAAAAAUAUACUUUUUAAAUUUUUAAACCAAAGUCAAAAAGAUUCAUUAAAAACCAAAACUCACAAUGUGUCAGUCCGUCUCUCAAUAAUUUACAAUUAUCAGCCUCCAAGUCCUCAAAGUGUUGAAAUGAAGUGUUAAUCAAACAGGAGGAAAAAGGGUUUUUGUUUGAAACUAUUUUCCGCAUUAGGAGGAUUAGUGACUAUUUGAGGUGUGUGUGUGUGUGUGUGUGUGUGUGUGUGUGUGUGUGUGUGUGUGUGUGUGUGUGUGUGUGUGUGUGUGUGUGUGUGUGUGUGUGUGUGUGUGUGUGUGUGUGUGUGUGUGUGUGUGUGUGUGUGUGUGUGUGUGUGUGUGUGUGUGUGUGUGUGUGUGUGUGUGUUUGCAGAAGUGAAGCAGGAGUCCCAUAAAUCAGCAAAUGGAUUAUGACAAACAUCCCUGUGUAAACGGAAAGAUGAAAUUAACAUCUAUUAACUGCAUAUCAUGUAUGCCAUGCACAACAGAUCUGUUUUGGCUUCAGCCAUUGUCAUAGGCUACUUUAAUUUCCAUUUUGAAAAUAGUUGAUCAAAACCAUUUACAAAUGUAGUCAGUUAUAAACAGAUGGAGUAACAUGUUGUACGUAACAUACUUCUAUUUUUAAACAAUUCACUGAGUAGUAAUAUAAAUGUCAUAAUUCCAAUGGUACUCUCGAAGCAACCAUAUUAGAUGAGCUCUCUUAGAUUAGUGUGCUCGACUAGAGCUGCUGAUCCAGACCUCUGGAUUCCUGAUGUGACCUGCAUGUCGUCACAGGUUCUGUGCUGUCAUUUUAUAUAGGCUGUCAUGUGUGUGUUUUGUGUUUUUGUUCUCAUUCCCUCAAUCUCUGGUAACACAUGGUCCGUCUUCACUCUGUCCCUGACACUGACUGUUGAGUGUUUAGACUGUAUUCAACCUUACACAAAGAUAAAUCAUUCUUGGUUUCUUUGUUUCUCUCUCUCCUGUCUGUGUUCCAUUGCUGUUUAACCUAGGUUUGUCUCCCUGUUGUGUUUUUCUUUUUGUUUUUUCUAGAUCUCUUCCUGUUUGCCCUAGCAUGUUGAUGUGGCGUCACAGUUCAUCGUCCAGUCCUUGUGUUUCCUGCGCUUCUCUGAUGCUUCAAAUUUCACCUUUGACAUGUUUGACAUUGAUUUCCAGGAGGUUUUGUUUUUUGGUUUCAUAUGUCCUCUGUGUUGUCAACAGGGGCACUAGAAAGACUGCCACUGAAUAUGUUUCAAAGUUACAUAAGAGUUAUUAAAAGCAGAUAAGAGAAUCUAUUUUUCUAGAAGUGACUGUUAUACGACUUUUUUCAAAAUCUGUUUGACAUGAGUCUGAGCUUUAACUUUGUUUUAAUAUUAGUUGUUAUUGAGCAGUCCUCCCAGUGCCCCAUCCUCUUUGUGUGUGUGUGUGUGUGUGUGUGUGUGUGUGUGUGUGUGUGUGUGUGUGUGUGUGUGUGUGUGUGUGUGUGUGUGUGUGUGUGUGUGUGUGUGUGUGUGUGUGUGUGUGUGUGUGUGUGUGUGUGUGUGUGUGUGUGUGUGUGUGUGUGUGUGUGUGUGUGUGUGUGUGUGUGUGUGUGUGUGUGUGUGUGUGUGUGUGUGAGUGUGUGAGUGUGUGUGUGUGUGAGACAGACAGCAGCUUCUUUUUCCAGACGAUUUGCGUGAGUUCGUCUUUGGGAGUUCCCAUUUCCCAUUUGAGAAACGCUUUGAGGAGGUAACAUUAAUGUGAUUGUGAAAACAAUAAAAUAAAGUUUUUAAGUUUGAGCUUGUUCACUCACCACUGCAAGCACAUGAUGCAUUUCUGCUCUUUCUUUUGUGGAGAAUCAGACAUCAAAUCCACAGCGGAGAGACUUUUGUCACGAUACAUUUAGUAAUCAUGUUUUUUUAUUUAUAUAUAUAUAUAUAUAUAUAUAUAUAUAUAUAUAUAUAUAUAAUAAUCUGCAAUGAAAUUCUUGGUAAAAUGUGAUUUAGUUUGUGUUAACUUCAAAAUUAUGAAUAAACUGGUGCCAAAUGUUUCGCACAAUCA
Molecule: messenger RNA, 6452 nt
Organism: Platichthys flesus (European flounder)
Lineage: Eukaryota; Metazoa; Chordata; Actinopteri; Pleuronectiformes; Pleuronectidae
Gene: celf1
Product: cugbp, Elav-like family member 1
Exons: 15
Coding region: 187-1794 (535 amino acids)
Biological process (GO): regulation of alternative mRNA splicing, via spliceosome; mRNA splice site recognition
Cellular component (GO): ribonucleoprotein complex; cytoplasm; nucleus
Molecular function (GO): mRNA 3'-UTR binding
Source: RefSeq, a predicted model, not a curated record